Molecule: messenger RNA, 1745 nt
Organism: Arabidopsis arenosa
Lineage: Eukaryota; Viridiplantae; Streptophyta; Magnoliopsida; Brassicales; Brassicaceae
Source: the annotation of a GenBank genome assembly
ACGCGCCAAAAACUCCCUCGCCCAUGGCGUCGGACUCUGUUAAGCAUAUGCCUAUUCACGGCGUCUCCGCCUUCUCCUCCGUCACCGUCGAAAUCAAAAACUUUUUCUCCGCCGUGAAACCAAGAAAAACCUCAACUUUCGUCUACGCUUUCGUCGUAACUUUUGUUGCCUUCACUGUUUUCUUAGCCUUUAGUCCUUCUCCCAUCACAGUCGCACUCGCUCCUUCCAUUUCUUCCUAUAUUCUCCCUAAUGUUACUGUCUCGAAUUCAUCCAACUCUUUACCGUCGACCCUCGAUUCCAAUUUCACAAUAUUGCGGACACCGGCGCCGGGAAAUCUCACGGCAGUUACUAAAAACGUAACCUUUGAGUCCACCAUCGCAAAUGGGACAACAGACCCGACCGCUAAAAACAACACUUUUCAGUUCCAGACCAAUCAUGUAAAGGAAAACAUAUCGUGUCCUGACAACAAGAAGACUGAUGAUACUGCUCGAGAUUUGGACAAACAUGGAGCAAGGAAAGCACCUCUGUCGGAGGUUCUAGCCGUCAAUUCCUCUGCUUCUCAGAUGAGAAAACAGAGAAGGAAGUCGUCGCUGAGAAAAGUGAUCGAGUCUCUGAAGAGUUGCGAGUUUUUCGAGGGAGAUUGGGUCAGAGACGAUUCGUAUCCGCUCUACAAACCCGGUUCGUGUAAUCUGAUCGAUGAACAGUUUAAUUGUAUCUCUAACGGAAGACCUGACGUGGAUUUCCAGAAAUUGAAAUGGAAACCAAAGAAAUGCUCUCUACCAAGGUUAAAUGGAGGUAAAUUGCUGGAGAUGAUUAGAGGAAAAAGGCUAGUGUUUGUUGGAGAUUCGCUGAAUAGAAACAUGUGGGAGUCUUUGGUUUGCAUUCUUAAAGGAUCAGUGAAAGAUGAGAGUCAAGUCUUUGAGGCUCAUGGAAGGCAUCAAUUCCGUUGGGAGGCUGAGUACUCUUUCGUCUUCAAAGAUUAUAAUUGCACUGUGGAGUUCUUUGCAUCGCCUUUCUUGGUUCAAGAAUGGGAAGUUACAGAGAAGAACGGGACGAAGAAGGAGACUUUGCGGUUAGAUUUGGUCGGGAAGUCAUCGGAGCAGUACAAAGGAGCGGAUAUUCUUGUAUUCAAUACCGGACAUUGGUGGACUCAUGAGAAAACUUCCAAAGGGGAGGAUUAUUAUCAAGAAGGGAGCAAUGUUCACCCGAAACUCCAUGUGGAUGAAGCUUUUCGAAAAGCAUUGACGACUUGGGGUCGAUGGGUUGAUAAGAAUGUGAAUCCAAAGAAAUCCCUUGUUUUUUUCCGUGGUUAUUCCCCGUCACAUUUCAGCGGCGGGCAAUGGAAUGCGGGAGGAGCAUGCGAUGAUGAAACAGAACCGAUCAAGAACGAGACUUACCUAACUCCUUACAUGUUGAAGAUGGAGAUACUUGAAAGAGUUCUCAGGGGAAUGAAAACGCCAGUCACGUAUCUCAACAUCACGAGGUUAACUGAUUACAGGAAGGACGCUCACCCGUCGAUAUACCGGAAACAAAAACUAUCCGCAGAAGAAAGUAAAUCACCAUUGUUGUACCAAGACUGUAGCCACUGGUGCCUCCCUGGGGUGCCUGAUUCUUGGAACGAGAUUCUCUAUGCCGAGAUACUCGUAAAACUUGACCAGCUUGGUGGCAGAAGACGGCGGAAACCCCUAAAAGAUCAUAGGAGUUGAAUCUGCAUCCUUAUAGAUGAAUACAGAACUUUAAAUGGU